GUCGACACGCGUACUCCUCCGCCGCCCCAGCAAGGCGAAAAACAUAGUGCGCUUGUAUUGAAGGGAAUAGAAAGCGAACGAAAGGGCUUAGAGUGUGAGAGAGAAGCGAUUUAGUCUAAAGGGCGUUGGCUGGAAGAUCAGAGGUGAGGUUGGCUGGUCCCGGGGUGGUUCGUUGCCUGAGGCCGGGGAGGCGGCGCAGGGACACGACACGACGCGGCGCGGUGACAAGGGCGCCGCCAUUUUGUGUUGUCCAGGUCGGCGGGAGGCGCGCGGCCGCGCUGCGGGUUACGCUAGUUACACUAGUUACACUAGUUACACGGUUAUAUCAGUUAUAGUAGUUAGUGGCGGCGACCGGUGACCACCCGCCCGUGUCCGUCCGACCGUCAGUUACCGGCGAGGGGGAGGAGGAGCCGCCGCCGCCGCCAUGACUCAGUUCCUGCCGCCCAACCUGCUGGCGCUGUUCGCGCCGCGCGACCCCGUGCCCUUCCUCCCGCCGCUAGAGAAGCUGCCGCAUGAGAAGCAUCACAGCCAACCCUACUCUGGCAUCGCCCGCUUCGUGUCACACUUCGAGGACCCCAGAGAUGCCCCGCCACCGACAAGAGCUGAGACUCGCGAGGAGCGCAUGGAGAGGAAGAGACGUGAGAAGAUUGAGAGAAGACAACAGGAAGUUGAAAAUGAACUUAAGAUGUGGGAUCCUCACAAUGAUCCAAAUGCACAAGGCGAUGCUUUCAAGACUCUGUUUGUUGCCAGAGUGAACUACGACACAACAGAGUCCAAGCUGAGACGUGAAUUUGAGGUCUAUGGUCCCAUUAAAAGAAUCUACAUGGUAUAUAAUAAACGGACUGGAAAGCCUCGUGGUUACGCUUUUAUCGAAUACGAACAUGAGCGAGAUAUGCACUCUGCAUACAAACACGCAGAUGGCAAGAAGAUUGAUGGGAGGAGAGUUCUGGUUGAUGUGGAGAGAGGCCGCACUGUCAAAGGAUGGCGUCCAAGGAGGCUUGGUGGUGGGCUUGGGGGGACUCGCAGAGGUGGUGCAGAUGUUAAUAUCAAACAUUCAGGUCGUGAUGAUGCACCACGGUAUGAUGAGAGAGACCGGGAUCGAGAGCGAGACCGGGAUCGACGCGAGUGCAGUGAGCGUAGCCGUGAACGGGACAAGGAGCGCGAGAGACGUCGAAGCCGUUCCAGAGAGCGGCGGCGACCUCCUCGAUCUCGCAGUCGGGAGAAGGAAGAGAGGAAGGUCCGUACUAGCCGGGAGCGAAGCAGAGAGAAAGAUAAGGAUAAAGAUCGGGAUCGUAAGCGACGCAGUCGUAGCCGUGAACGCAAGAGGGAGCGAGAUCGCGACAGGGAUAAGGAUAAGAAAGAAGAACGCACAGAUGUAGAACAGCCUGAGGCGGGUGAUGCACCUCACAGUGAUCCACAGCCAGUGGAGGCCGUCUGUGAACCAGUCGAACCCAAACCAGAAACUGAAGAGAAGAAUAGAGAACGGGGAGAGAGGGAUAGGGAGCGGGACAGAGAUAAGGAGCGAGAUAGAGACCGGGAUCGGGAUCGUAGGCGGAGCCACAGAGACAGGGACAAGGACAAGGAUCGUGACAGGGACAGGAGGAGAGACAGGGACCGGGAUCGGGACCGUGAUCACAAGCGAGACAGAGACAGGGAUAGGGAUAGAGAUAGGAAUAAGGAAGCUGACAAGCUGCAAGAUAAUGGGGCUUCAGAGCAAUUUGAGGAAGGCAGUCUGGACUUGUACAUCGACCUGGAGUCGCAGCCUGCAGAAGGAUACAUGUUGCCUGAAAAUGGUUACCAAAUGGAGCCGCCCGCAGAGGGUUACUGAGAAGGCCAGUUCAAACUUUUAAAAGUGGACCAAUAUUUUCAUUUUCCUGUUUAACAGAAAUCCGCAGCUUUUUUUUGUUGGUUUUAUGCUGUAGUGAAGGAAGUUUUCAGCGCGAGAUACUCGUUUUUAAGAUGGGUAAGUUUUAGUGACUCUUUCAUAGCAGAUGGUUUGGAAUCCUUCUCGAGAUUUGUGAAACUCAACUGGUGAAUGUUAUCAAGUUCCUUUUUAUGGUGUAAUUCACAAUAAACCCAGUUCCAAAGCUGUGUGAAUCAUUUGUGUACUUAUGUACAGGUGUCCGUCCAUCAGUGAGGUCUUGGCUGGGGUCAACAUUUGCCCCCAGUGUUGUACAUCAGCUAUUGAAUUGCUUCUAGUGAGUAUAAGACCCUCAUAGUCAAGGCUCCCGUGGUGGCUGCUGCUGUAAUAACUGCAUUGCAGUCUUCAAGGUAAUGGCUUACUGGAGAAAUGGACAGUUUGGUUGAGAUGUCUGCUUCCUUUAAAUAGUCUGAUUCAAAUUUGUCAAUAAAACUUUACGUGUCACUGGUG
Leucoraja erinaceus (little skate) is the source of this 2371-nucleotide messenger RNA. It is a transcript of the gene snrnp70, whose product is annotated as small nuclear ribonucleoprotein 70 (U1). Gene Ontology annotation, molecular function: U1 snRNA binding; mRNA binding. Lineage: Eukaryota; Metazoa; Chordata; Chondrichthyes; Rajiformes; Rajidae. The transcript is spliced from 9 exons. The record is from RefSeq and is a predicted model, not a curated record. Gene Ontology annotation, cellular component: precatalytic spliceosome; U1 snRNP; U2-type prespliceosome. Bases 425 to 1828 code for a protein of 467 amino acids. Gene Ontology annotation, biological process: mRNA splicing, via spliceosome.